Messenger RNA from Parnassius apollo (apollo), 564 nucleotides. The record is from the annotation of a GenBank genome assembly. NCBI's taxonomy places the organism in Eukaryota, Metazoa, Arthropoda, Insecta, Lepidoptera, Papilionidae.
AUGUCCGAAACAUACGAAUAUUUAUUUAAGUUUUUAGUGAUCGGAAGUGCUGGUACAGGAAAAUCAAGCCUACUUAAUAAUUUUAUUGGUAACAAAUUCAAAGAAGAUAGGUGCCACACUAUCGGUGUUGAGUUUGGUUCUAAGAUAGUGAAUAUAGGCGGUAAAUCGACAAAGUUACAAAUAUGGGAUACAGCUGGUCAGGAGAGGUUCCGCUCAGUAACACGGUCAUAUUACAGAGGAGCAGCAGCUAGUCCUAACAUAGUGAUAUUACUGGUUGGUAACAAAAAAGAUAUAGAAGAAUCUCGAGAAGUGACAUUCACCGAAGCUAGUCAGUUUGCUCAGGAAAAUGAAUUGAUGUUCCUUGAGACUAGUGCUAAAACAGGAGAAAAUGUUGAAGAGGCAUUUUUAAAGUGCUCAAAAACUAUUCUUGCAAAGAUCGAAACAGGUGAAUUAGAUCCAGAGAGGAUAGGUUCUGGUAUUCAAUAUGGAACUGGCACAGCCAAAAGAUUGACUGCACCGAAGAAACCUGCAAGGGCACCUUCAGAAUGUGCUUGUAGAGUUUAA